Pseudonaja textilis is the source of this 2154-nucleotide messenger RNA. The record is from RefSeq and is a predicted model, not a curated record. NCBI's taxonomy places the organism in Eukaryota, Metazoa, Chordata, Lepidosauria, Squamata, Elapidae.
AGAGUGCACGAGAGCAGUUGGUCCGGAGAACGGCUGUCGCGAGGCAACGGCCGCGGCUCUUCUCGUCGCAAGCCUUAACUCUUCCCCCCGCCCCCCCCCCGCCCCCGCCUCAGCCAGCACCUGACGCUUUCUGCCUUGGUUUGACCUUUUCGCCUAUCGGCUUUUCUUCUCACUUCUGCAGCCGCUAUGGAUCUCGAUUGCUCCUCACCACUCAAGGUUCUGGAUUUGAACCCCAAAGUGAAGAAGAUAAAGAAUGAGAAUUCAAAGAAGAGGCUAUCUGUUGAAAGAAUCUAUCAAAAGAAAUCUCAAUUGGAGCAUAUAUUGCUUCGACCUGAUACGUACAUUGGAUCUGUGGAGCAAGUAACUCAGCAAAUGUGGGUGUUUGAUGAAGAUGAAGGACUGAAUUGCAGGGAGGUCACCUUUGUUCCUGGCCUUUAUAAAAUCUUCGAUGAAAUACUAGUCAAUGCAGCCGACAAUAAACAGAGAGAUGAAAAUAUGUCUUGUAUUAAAGUUACAAUUGACCCAGAAAAUAACACAAUCUCUGUGUGGAAUGAUGGGAAAGGAAUCCCUAUCGUUGAGCAUCAAGUAGAAAAAAUGUAUGUGCCAGCUCUUAUUUUUGGACAUCUUUUAACCUCCAGCAACUAUGACGACGAUGAGAAGAAAGUCACAGGGGGUCGAAAUGGUUAUGGUGCAAAGCUGUGCAAUAUAUUCAGUACCAAAUUUACAGUGGAAACAGCAUGCAAGGAAUAUAAGAAGCUUUUUAAACAGACGUGGACUGAAAAUAUGACUAAGGCAGGAGAGACAAAAUUGAAGCAUUUUGUUGGCGAGGACUUCACAUGUGUUACUUUCCAGCCUGACCUGUCCAAAUUUAAAAUGACUGUAUUGGAUAAAGAUACUGUGGCUCUUAUGUCUCGCAGAGCCUAUGAUAUUGCAGGAACAGCUACAAAUAUCAGAGUAUUCUUAAAUGGAAAGAAAUUACCUGUCAACGGAUUCCGUAGUUACGUAGACAUGUACAUAAAAGAUAAAGUGGACGACACUGGCAAUGCACUGAAAGUAAUCCAUGAAAAAGUUAAUGACCGGUGGGAAGUGUGUCUAACCAUGAGUGAAAGGGGUUUCCAACAAGUUAGUUUUGUCAAUAGCAUUGCAACAACUAAGGGUGGCAGACAUGUAGACUAUGUUGCUGACCAGAUUGUCAAUAAACUCAUAGAUGUAGUAAAGAGAAAAAACAAAGAUGGGGUUGGAGUAAAGCCUUUCCAGGUGAAGAAUCAUAUGUGGGUAUUCAUAAACAGUCUGAUUGAAAAUCCAACUUUUGACUCGCAAACUAAGGAGAAUAUGACUCUUCAAACAAAGAAUUUUGGUUCAACAUGCAAAUUCAGUGAAAAGUUCAUCAAGGGGGCUGUUGGUUGCGGCAUCGUGGAAAGCAUUUUGAACUGGAUUAAAUUUAAAGCCCAGACACAACUAAAUAAGAAAUGUUCCGCUGUUAAGCACACUCGAAUUAAAGGCAUUCCUAAACUAGAUGAUGCCAAUGAUGCUGGGAGCAAGAAUUCAAUCAACUGCACUCUCAUUUUGACAGAAGGAGAUUCAGCUAAGACAUUAGCUGUUUCCGGCCUUGGAGUUGUGGGUAGGGACAAAUUUGGAGUAUUUCCACUGCGAGGAAAACUUCUUAAUGUACGGGAGGCCUCCCACAAGCAGAUAAUGGAGAAUGCUGAAAUUAACAACAUUAUUAAGAUUAUGGGUCUGCAAUACAAGAAGAGCUACGAUGAUGAAGAAUCGCUCAAAAGCCUCCGCUAUGGAAAGAUCAUGAUCAUGACUGAUCAGGAUCAAGAUGGUUCCCAUAUCAAAGGUUUAUUGAUUAAUUUCAUUCACCAUAAUUGGCCUUCUCUUCUGAAACAUCGUUUCCUAGAAGAAUUCAUUACUCCCCUUGUAAAGGUUUCUAAAAACAAAGAAGAAAUUCCUUUCUAUAGCAUUCCUGAAUUUCAAGAAUGGAAGAACAGCAACACUAACUCCAAAAACUGGAAAAUCAAAUACUACAAAGGUUUGGGUACCAGCACUUCAAAGGAAGCAAAAGAAUAUUUUUCAGCAAUGACAAGACAUCGAAUACCAUUCAAGUACUCUGGUCCUGAAGAUGAUGCUGCAAUCACCCUGGUAGAUUAA